Messenger RNA from Arachis ipaensis, 2025 nucleotides. RefSeq names its product Pyridine nucleotide-disulfide oxidoreductase family protein. Gene Ontology annotation, molecular function: oxidoreductase activity. NCBI's taxonomy places the organism in Eukaryota, Viridiplantae, Streptophyta, Magnoliopsida, Fabales, Fabaceae. The record is from RefSeq and is a predicted model, not a curated record.
AUAGGCCCAUCUCAUGUCCUAAAUAUAACAUAGAACUGCCCAUCGUCGCCUUUUUCUUCAGCUGCCACUGCCCCCUCUUCUCUCCGGCCGAUCGUUCCGUCAUUCUUCUUCUCCCUGAGCUUGAAGCCGCGAUUUCGACUCAAUCCGCCUCCGUCAGCCGUCGCCGUCGCCUUCAGCAGUGUUCUCCCCAGCCGCUCAUUGUUCUUACGCCCUCUAAUAUCUCUGUUUCAUUCAUUCACAUUCACAGCUUCAUCCAAACAACGGAACAUUCUCAAUCUUUUCAAAACCCAACUCCAAACUCUCUCUCCUUCCCAGGGUCCUGCGGUCCUGAUUCUACCUCCCACACUCUUCAUCCCCUUCGAAACCCUUUUAGACGAUAAACGUGAAUAUAAACAAAGAAAUAGAAGCAUUUUUUAUUAUGCUCUACAACUAGUGCUUCACCGAUAAUAAAAUGCAAAACGUGGUAAUUUUGCAAGCAAGGAAAUGGUUUUCAAGAAGCUUGUCGAGCUUUUCUUCGAACCCUUUGAAAGUCUGCGUAGUUGGAAGUGGCCCUGCUGGAUUCUACACUGCCGAGAAGAUGUUGAAGGCUCAUCAACAAGCACAGGUUGAUAUCAUUGACCGGUUGCCCACGCCUUUCGGCUUGGUUCGCUCUGGUGUUGCACCCGAUCACCCUGAAACAAAGAUUGUCAUCAACCAGUUUUCACGGGUGGCGCAACACGAGCAAUGCUCAUUUCUUGGAAAUGUGACCCUUGGAUCUAGCAUUUCUCUCUCUGAAUUACGCAAGCUCUACCAUGUGGUUGUCCUUGCAUAUGGUGCUGAAAGUGACAGAAGUCUUGGUAUCCCAGGAGAAAGUUUGAAAGGGAUACAUUCAGCUAGAGAAUUUGUUUGGUGGUAUAACGGGCAUCCUGAUGGGCGAAAUCUUGAUCCAGACCUGAAGAACACAGAUGCAGCUGUAAUUCUUGGUCAGGGAAAUGUUGCUCUUGAUGUUGCACGCAUUCUUUUACGGCCUACUGCAGAGUUAGCAACAACUGAUAUUGCCAAUUAUGCUUUGGCUGCUUUGGAGGAGAGCUCUAUCAGGAAGGUCUAUUUGGUCGGAAGACGUGGUCCUGCCCAAGCGGCUUGCACUGCAAAAGAACUGCGGGAGAUUCUUGGUAUUCGUAACGUUGAUAUAUCCAUACAGGAAGUGGAUCUACGUUUAACACCAGCCGAUGAGGAAGAACUAAAAAGCAACAGAAUAAAGAGGAGAGUUCAUGAAUUGCUAUCUAAGGCCGCCGCCAAACCCAGAACUGCUGGUUUGAACCAACGUGAACUUCAUUUUGUCUUCUUCCGUAAGCCAGAUAGUUUUCAGGAGUCAGAAGACAGAACUGGCCAUGUUUCUGGUGUGCACUUUGAAAAGACAGUUCUUAAAGGUGAUGGCCCUGGAAAACAGAUAGCCAUCGGCACUGGAGAAUUUGAAGAUAUAAAAUGCGGGUUGGUACUUAAGAGCAUUGGUUACAAAUCAGUACCAGUUGAUGGCUUACCUUUUGAUUAUAAGAAAGGUAUAGUUCCAAAUUUUAGGGGUCGAGUGUUGAGUGACACGUCAGGGGAUCCGACACUUCUUGAAGAGGGCUUGUAUGUUUGUGGUUGGCUGAAGCGAGGACCAACUGGAAUUGUGGCCACAAACCUGCAUUGUGCUGAAGAAACUGUUUUGAGUAUAUCAGAAGACAUUGAAAAAGGAAUGUUGAUUUCAUCAGCUGCCUUACCAAAACCGGGCAGAGAGGGUCUUCUCCAGCUACUACAAGAUAGAGAUGUGAGGAUAGUUUCAUUCAGUGAUUGGGAAAAGAUAGACUCCGAAGAAAAGAGGCUUGGAAGUUCAAGGAACAAGCCUAGGGAGAAACUCUCCACCUGGGAUGAGCUACACAAAGCUGCCCUAGAAUGACUUGAUUUUUUAUACAUCUUAUACCAGGAACACAAAAUAAUUGAAAGGAUUUCAUGAUACGCACUUGUUGCGGAAGUCAUCCUCUUAUUUGUUGUAAACUUUUAGUU